AUGUGUGGAGAGUACGUCGGCACUGUGCUGUUCCUCUGGUUCGCCCUCUCUGGAACCCAGGUUGCCAAUAGCAUCCCGUCAUCGGAUGGCCAGACAGUCGCUCAGAUCGGCUCGAAUCCCCAGCAGCUGCAGUACAUUGCUCUCUGCUUUGGCUUCUCUCUGGCUGUGAACGCUUGGGUCUUCUUCCGCAUCUCUGGAGGCUUGUUCAAUCCUGCCGUCACACUCGGCAUGUGCUUGAUUGGCGCGCUACCAUGGGUCCGUGGUGCUCUCCUCUUCGGUGUGCAGAUCCUGGGCGGUAUCACUGCUGCUGCUCUGGUCGCCUGCAUGUUCCCCCGCGACGGUCUGAUCAACGUGCGUACCUCCCUCGGAGGUGGUACUACUGUCGUCCAGGGUCUGUUCAUCGAGAUGUUCUUGACUGCUCAGCUGGUCUUCACUAUCUUCAUGUUGGCAGCUGAGAAGCACAAGGGUACUUUCAUCGCCCCAGUCGGCAUCGGUCUCGCCCUCUUCAUCGCCGAACUGACUGGCGUCUACUUCACCGGCGGCUCCCUCAACCCCGCCCGAUCCUUCGGUCCCUCCGUGGUCAACCACUCCUUCCACAGCUACCACUGGAUCUACUGGCUGGGCCCGAUCCUCGGCGCCAUCGUCGCCGCGGGAUUCUACAAAUUCAUCAAGAUCCUCGAGUACGAAACCGCCAACCCGGGCCAAGACAACGACCACGCCGCCAACGUCGAGCGCCGCAAGAACCUCCUCCUCGCCGCCGGCAUCAACGAAUACGACGCCCAGAAAGUCGCCCAAGAGCUCACCGAAAAGACCGCAGUCGCGCAAGCCGGCGGCCCGGAUGGCGCUGUCGUCGCCAACGGCCAGGGCCGCGCUGCCUACCCCGUCGACGCGCAGGGCAUGUACGGCACCCAGUUCCGCCGCCAGUCGACCCACUCGUCCAUCCACAGCAAGCACGCGUCAGACAAGUCCGAUGCACAUGCGCCCUACCAGCCCCAGCGCCCGCUGCCGACCACGACGGGGAGCCAGGUCGGACGCUUCAGCUACCUGGGCGAGCGCGGUGUGGUGCCGGCGGAGGCGCGGGUCGAUUCGCCGUCGAUGUCGACGAAUGACCAGAUGUACUCCGGGCUGUCCCAUGGGGUCGAUGUGCCGCUCGGAGGUAGUGUGCAUCCCCGCGUGGAGGAGCCGCGGCAGCGGUUUGGGCGGACGCCGUCGAGCUAUGCUUGA
Molecule: messenger RNA, 1224 nt
Organism: Boeremia exigua
Lineage: Eukaryota; Fungi; Ascomycota; Dothideomycetes; Pleosporales; Didymellaceae
Product: aquaporin-like protein
Exons: 2
Coding region: 1-1224 (407 amino acids)
Biological process (GO): transmembrane transport
Cellular component (GO): plasma membrane
Molecular function (GO): water channel activity
Source: RefSeq, a predicted model, not a curated record